Molecule: messenger RNA, 2287 nt
Organism: Rosa rugosa (rugosa rose)
Lineage: Eukaryota; Viridiplantae; Streptophyta; Magnoliopsida; Rosales; Rosaceae
Product: phosphate transporter PHO1 homolog 10
Biological process (GO): cellular response to phosphate starvation; phosphate ion transport
Cellular component (GO): plasma membrane; trans-Golgi network; Golgi apparatus
Molecular function (GO): inositol hexakisphosphate binding
Source: RefSeq, a predicted model, not a curated record
CGUGCCUCUGGCAGAUAGCUCAGACUUAUUUUCCAGUUCUUCAAGACUAAGAAACUGUUAAAAUGGCGUUUUCGGUGAUGGGUCUCUGAAAACUUCAAUUCUGCACUCUUCAAUCUUCAUUCAUACUGAAUCCAGACUGUGACAUAAUUUAAGCAACUAAACUUGCAAGAAAGUAAAAAAGAUGAAGUUUGGGAAGGAGUUCAAGAAACAAAUGGUGCCCGGGUGGGCAGAAGCCUACAUGGAUUAUAAUGGCCUCAAGAGGAUAUUGCGAGAGCUAAGAGAGUACAAGCAAAGUAAGCAGCACCCUGCUGUGACAUCUUCUAGAGACUUUGAGCAGAAACCGCUUCCUGACGGAACAUUGAAUGGAGGAGGAGAUGUCGAGGACCAAGUAAUAGAUGUGAACACAUUGCGUGGAGGUGGUUCCAAGCAGUUUUAUAAGACCAAGUUCUUGAGGCCGUCAGAGGAAGGAGGAGAAAUUGAGGUGACAUUCUUCAGAAAACUUGACGAAGAGCUCAACAAGGUCAAUACAUUUUACAAGGAAAAAUUGGAGGAGGUGAAGCAGGAAGCAAGUCAGUUGAAUAAACAAAUGGAUGCUUUGGUUGCACUGAGGAUUAAGAUGAAGAUUCCGCAUCAAGAUGGCUCAAGUUCAGGGAGGCAUGACAAUGUUGAUUCUCCAAUGCCUCUUACAAGGAACACAAAUGCACCUGAUACUUCAGGAGUUGAGCUUAGGGCAUUGGAAUCUGGAGUAAAAGCAAAUGAUAAGGAUCAGCAAGAACCAUGCCCUGGUGCCUCAGUUGCUGAUCCACCACAUGCUAACAUUUCUAGAAGUGAUAGCAGAGAGGUGUUGCAUACCUAUGACUAUAGCCAAGAUCCUCUGGAAAUUCUUGAGGGUGUGAGAAUUAAUAAUACACUUGAAUCUUCAAUAUCAACCAUCAAAGGUGUUUUUAAGGACUCAAAAGAAGAGCAGUUGAGCUUUGAUAAAGAGGAGCUGAGGAGAGCGGAAGAACGACCAAGGGUGGCAUUUAUUGAAUUUUACCAUAAGCUUCAACUUCUAAAGCACAACAGUUUUAUGAACCUCUCUGCAUUUUCCAAGAUUAUGAAGAAGUACGAAAAGUUCUCAUCAAGGAGAGCAUCCAGGUCAUACAUGCAAAUAGUAGACAACUCUGAUCUUGGAAAUUCUGAUGAGGUUACUAACCUCAUGGAGAGGGUGGAGGCUACCUUCAUCAAGAAUUUUUCACACUCAAAUCGUAGAAAAGGUAUGACGUUACUGAGGCCAAAAGCAAAACGAGAGAAGCACAAAGUAUCGUUUUUAUCGGGUUUCUUUUCUGGCUGCUCAAUUGCUCUACUGGUUGCUAUUGUAUUAAGAAUAAAAGCUCGAAAAAUAACGAAUAAGAAGGAGGGCACACAGUAUAUGGAAAACAUUUUCCCACUACACAGUUUAUUUGGAUACAUUGUCCUACAUUUGCUCAUGCAUGCUGGCGAUAUAUACUUCUGGAGGCGUUAUCGGAUAAACUAUCCAUUUAUAUUUGGUUUUGAGAAAGGAACUGAGUUGAGUUACCGAGAAGUUUUCCUUCUCAGCACUGGUCUUGCAGUACUUGCAUUGGGCGGUUUCCUAGCAAACUUACACUUGGAAAUGGACUCGAGUGGUAAACAUUACAAGACAGUCAAUCAGAUGAUUCCUUUGGGCUUACUUAUUUUGAUCCUUGUCAUCACCUUCUGCCCUUUUGACAUCCUAUACCGUUCAAGUCGUUUCUUCUUCACUCGGACCUUAUUCCGCUGCAUAUGCCCUCUUUACCCGGAGACAUUCUCAGACUUUUUCUUGGCAGACCAGCUUACUAGCCAGAUGCAAACCUUGAGCAGUUUUGUGUUAUACAUCUGCUACUAUGGUUUGGGAGAAUAUUCAAGGAGGCAAAGCAAGUGCCAUGAGCACGGCGUCUACAAUACUUUGUAUAUUGUUAUUGCUGUCAUACCAUUUUGGAUGCGCUUCCUGCAGUGCAUUCGUCGACUGUGUGAAGAAAAGGAUUUGAAGCACUUGUGCAGGGGUUUAAAGUACUUUUCGACGAUUGUUGCAGUUAUCGUAAGAACUGUUUAUGAGCUGAAAAAAGGAAAGACCUCCUGGAUGGUGUUAGCUUUGAUCAGCUCUCCUGUUGCAACAAAGAUGAAUACAUAUUGGGACAUUGUAGUAGACUGGGGACUUCUACAAAAGCGAUCAAAGAACAAAUUUUUGAGAGAUAGACUUCAAGCACAGAAGGGCGUGUAUUUUGCAGCUAUGGUAAUGUUUAAAUGA